AUGGAUCGAGGAUCGAGAGUGGAGGUAGUGCAGGUGCUUCCACUCCCUGUAGCUCUGCGUUCCGAGCAAGUGGUGACGGUGCGGGAGAACCUGCAACGUACCGGACUUGUCAAUCUCAGUGAUCUUGCAGUUGCUCGUGAGCCUUACAACGUGCAGUAUAGCCCCAACGCUCCCAAGGUGCACUCUUCUUUGGGAUCUUCGUCGUCAUCCUCUUCCUCUAUGCUCAGCGGAGCCAGACGUACGAUGCUUUCGUUGUCCAGCGGUGCUUCUUCCAGUGCAAUGCCGGUGUCUGGCGUGGUGCCUUCACAACUGGGCAGACAGAUUGAGCUACAGCAGGCGCAGUUUCUUGCCAAGCGAGGACGCGAAGAUCCAAUGCAGUGGGAACCUGAUACCAUUUGCGUAACCGCCAAAGAUGUGCGCAUGCGAGAUUCUAUUAUGGAGCAUGAGGCCUUUCAAGAAGAGAACAAAAAAGAUCGUAUCCGGCGGAGGAAGGAAGUCAGCCAGACGUGUAUUAUUUGUGGUGUUAACUGUGAAGAUGAAGGCACACUUCGGGUGGUGGAGGAUUUAUUAAAAAACAGUACUCGAAACAUGGGACGGCAUAUUCCAACGAUGGCGGAACUGCGUCACGCGUUAGGUGAUCUUCGACGAACACGGGAUGGGAAAUCGCAACGGCGCCUCACCUGUGCCCAACACUUUGUGGAUCUCCGCACACAUAGUGUACACGUUGUGCACUGUCGCUGCGCCCACCUUUGCGCGAGUUACCAGCGAGGUGCAGAGCUUGAAGACGUUGUCUUUUGUGAGUUACCUAUGCAGACAUGUGAGUUGUGUGGGAUGCCCGGGGCGAGUGUGGCUUGUUAUCACCCGGAUUGUCACGAGAAGUAUCAUACUGUGUGUGCCUUGUUUUCAGGAGGUUACGUUAAUUUUGGAAAGAAGGAUCCAUAUCUCCCGUGCCCGGCCUGUCCAAGACACACACAAGUCAUCGUGACGACAUCCGGCAAGGCGCCGUUGCUGAAUGGGAGAAGCACCUCUUGCUGGUGGGAAGAAGAUAAGGUGGUGUUUGACUCACGUGUGGUGGAGGAUACGGACUUGCGUGACCCGGAUGAGAAUGAAGGGGCAUAG
This is a messenger RNA of Trypanosoma rangeli, 1119 nucleotides long. RefSeq lists its product as uncharacterized. Lineage: Eukaryota; Euglenozoa; Kinetoplastea; Trypanosomatida; Trypanosomatidae. The record is from RefSeq and is a predicted model, not a curated record. The transcript has a single exon. The coding region runs from base 1 to 1119 and encodes 372 amino acids.